AUGCCGAAAGAAGAGUGUCUUCGUGAACCUCUUAUCAAUGAAUCCAACGAUUCAGAUGAUGAUAGAUUUCUCCCAGACCGAGAGUCAGGCGGAAUUCAUCUUGGCCAUGGCAUCAAGAUUCACAAUAUCUUUUAUAAGCUCUCAAUAAUCUCAUUGGUGCUCAUUCUUGCCAUCGUUUCUACGUUGUUAAUUAGAAUGGAAAUGCGAUCCCACCACACGGUUGAUCAGACCUGCGCUUCGCACACCGCAUCAUGGUCCCCCCUGCUCCGAGAAACUUCCAUUGAAUAUAGAACCCACACGUUUGACGGUUCAUUCAUGGAUGAGAAUAUUUAUCGGCAACAAGGAUCCUCAGAAGUGGAUGCAGCCUGGGAAGCGCUUGGACUUAAUUAUCGAGCGGGGAUUAUUUCCAGAGAAGACGGGCUCGCCAGUGGCCUGGAUUCUUCAUUUGUGCAGCGGGCGAAAAAAUAUGGGGGAGGAUUCCUUGUUAAUGUCGAAGGAAUGCAUCAUUUGCACUGCUUGAACUUACUCCGAAAGUCGCUGUACUUUAAUUACGACCACUACAAGCUCCUUGGCCAACACGCGUUCAAGAACGAGGAGCCAAUCCUCCGCCGACAUGUUACUCAUUGUCUCGACACAAUCCGUCAAGUGUUGAUGUGCAAUGUCGACACGGGUGUCCUGGGCCAAGUCUGGGCUAACCCCAAUAGCCCAACGGCGUUCCCUGACUUCAACACCAAGCAUGUGUGUAAAAACUACGAGAGCGUAAGAAAGUGGGCGGAGUUGAUUCAAGCCCCUCCAUAUGACCAGGUCCCCGAGGACUUCUUGGAACCGCCAAGUUCAGAAAAUAUUUUGCCUGAGAUACCAUAG
Clonostachys solani is the source of this 864-nucleotide messenger RNA. The record is from the annotation of a GenBank genome assembly. Lineage: Eukaryota; Fungi; Ascomycota; Sordariomycetes; Hypocreales; Bionectriaceae.